Molecule: messenger RNA, 1337 nt
Organism: Saprolegnia diclina VS20
Lineage: Eukaryota; Oomycota; Saprolegniomycetes; Saprolegniales; Saprolegniaceae
Exons: 11
Coding region: 74-1246 (390 amino acids)
Molecular function (GO): phosphatidylinositol binding; metal ion binding
Source: RefSeq, a predicted model, not a curated record
UUCGAAACCAGAACAACGGCAAAAGCUCAUUGACGCCCGACGCGCAGCAUGGCAGGCGACGACCGCGCCGAAGAUGCGACCUUCUUUGACAAGCCAAGCGUCCCGACGACGAUCCGCUGGAUCCCGGACGCCGAGGUGUCUCUCUGCAAGGCCUGCGGUCUCCUUUUCGACUGGGUCCGGCGCAAGCACCACUGCCGAUACUGCGGUAGCCUGCGCUACACGAGGUAGACAUACAAUAGGACCAUGUGCGGUCGUAGGCCACGUCUUUUGCGAUCUUUGCACGACGUUCCGCAGCUUGAUCCGCGACGACAAGAUACUGACGUCGCCCGAGAAGCGGUACCUCUCAGUGAACGCAUAUAACCCGCAGCGCGUGUGUGAGCCAUGCUACACGUUGCUCUUGCCCGACCAAAGCUUGCUCUGCGCGACCGCAAGCAACGCUGUGCAGCCCAACUCGAUCAGCGAAGCCGGCUCCAAGCGCUUCCUCAACAGUCCAUACUCGUUUACGCUCCGCGAAGAGAUUCGCAAGGCGGCGUACAGCGUCAAGAACUUCAUGUACGAUGGCGUCAUCAAGGACCAGUCGAUCCCGCUGCCACUGUUGACCAACGCCAAGGGCAUUGCCUUUUUGACAGUCCUCAAGGUCGGUUUUGUCGUCACGGGGCGGGUGGGCACGGGCCUCGUCAUCGCCAAGCUUCCCGAUGGCUCCUGGUCGGCGCCGUCGGCCAUUGCGACUGCUGGCAUUGGCUGGGGCGCCCAGAUCGGCGGCGGUGUUACCGAUUUUGUCAUCAUCCUCAACACCCGUUCUGCCGUCGACACGUUUUGCGCCCAAGGCCAAGUCAACAUGGGGGCCGAGCUCGGCGUCGCAGCCGGGCCGCUCGGACGCGUCGCUGCGGGCGCGAUGGAAGCCGGUCCUGGCGGCAUUGCACCGUGCUACUCGUACUCGCAUUCCAAGGGACUCUUCAUCGGGAUUUCGGUCGAGGGCUCAGUCGUGCUGGCGCGACCGGAUGUGAACCUCGAGUUUUACGGCAAGGAGGUCACCGCCGCGGACCUUCUUAGUGGCCGAGAACCCCCACCCGUAGCUGCGCAACCACUCUAUGAUGCGCUGACAAUGGCCGUGGAAAGUCCUGCCAACGGUCUCAACCGCGGGUCUCUCUCGACGCGGGCGGCAUCCUACAGCAGCAGCAGCAGUCUGCGCCUCUCGGUCCCGGCGCCCGUGUCGGCCCCGGCCGCGAGCUCGGUCGCCUUGUAAUCGCUCAGUGGACGCAACACAUAGUGUACUUCGAGUAAACGACGUAACUACGCUCAACACAUAAUAGCAACCAGCACCUUUGGUUCGCCAG